Molecule: messenger RNA, 1732 nt
Organism: Cannabis sativa
Lineage: Eukaryota; Viridiplantae; Streptophyta; Magnoliopsida; Rosales; Cannabaceae
Product: agamous-like MADS-box protein AGL11
Exons: 1
Coding region: 13-966 (317 amino acids)
Biological process (GO): positive regulation of transcription by RNA polymerase II
Molecular function (GO): protein dimerization activity; DNA-binding transcription factor activity, RNA polymerase II-specific; RNA polymerase II cis-regulatory region sequence-specific DNA binding
Source: RefSeq, a predicted model, not a curated record
AAAUAAGUAAAGAUGGGACGUGGAAAAUUACCAUUGAAAUUGAUACCGAAGGAAAAAGCAAGAAGAAUAACAUUUUUGAAGAGAAGAAGUGGGCUAAUCAAGAAGGCUUAUGAAUUAAGCACACUUUGUGAUGUUAAAGUUUGCUUAAUAGUAAAAGAUUUGACCAAUCAACCUUCAAAUCCAAUAGUCACAUGGCCAGAGAAUCCUCACAAAGUAAAGUCUCUAAUAAAUGAUUACAAAAAUGCCAUGGUGAAGAAACCACCAUCAAAAAGACUCCAUACAAUGCAAGAUUUCGUCAACGAAAGACUCGAGAAAGUCAACUCAGAAAUUGAGAAAUUAAGUGUUGUGUCUCAAUCUCAAACUUCUUCUUCUUCAAAAUCAAAGGCUAUUGUCAUUGAUAAUAAUGAAAGUGGUAACAAUCUUUCUAUGUUUGUUUUGGAUAAUAAAAUUGAAGAAUUGAAACAGAGAAUGAGACAUUUGAUUCAUCUCUACGAUUACAACCAUAAUGUUCAAUACUAUUCUCCUAAUGAUCUUACUCAUCAUCACCACUAUUUUCACCACAACCAUCAAAUGCCUUGGAUUUAUGGUCAGCCAAGCUCUCAAACGGUGUCGUUUGAUGUUCACAACAACAAUUAUGGCUCUUUCACUAAGCUGUUGAACUCUGAUGAUUAUGGUAUUGAUGAUCAAUACUAUAAUAAUACUAAUCUUCUUCUAGAAGAUCAAGGUGAUCAACAUAACAACAACAUUAAUGUGUUGGAAUCUGGAGAAGGAGUUGAGGGUAUGCACCAAAAUGAUCAGAAUGAAAUGAUGUUGUUUGAUAAUCCUCUUAUGCCUUUACAACAACAAAAUUACAAUGUGAGCCAACCACUGCUGCCAUUGAUGCCUAGCUCAGCUGCUGAAACUACUCAUGAAUGGCAUAAUUACAAUCAGACUGAUUCCACUAUGGGAUUUUUCCCUACAUGGUGAUUCAAUUAUGCUUUCUUAAUCUUCAUUAAGGGAUUCAAUUAUGUUUAAUUAGCUUUUAAUUUUGCUUUUUUACUUUUUGUUUAUCAUAUUAUGUAAUAAUAAGUACUAUAUUUUCUUAAUAUGGUGCUUUUUUUCAUUUUCAUUUCUCUGCUUUGAUGGAUAUGGUUUGAAUUUGAUCUUUGAUUAGUCUAAUUUUAACUAAAAUUCUAUUUUUGGCUCUAGCUUUACACUUGCACCCUAGUAUAUCUUACUAUUACUUAUAGAGCUUUGUUAUUUGACACCACUUGAGUGGUGCUGUAACUUUUCAAAUGUGUCACUUUGCGAUUGACUAAUAAUUUUCUCUAAAAAUUAUUAUAUUAAAUUAUACUCUCCAAACGAUGAAUCCUAAAAGAGUCACUAACUUUAACUACCAUCUAUGUAUGAUCCACACUAAAUCUGACCAAUUGUCUAUUCUAUCUCCUUUAUGUUCUUGAUAACUCAUUUUUGUUUUAGUAUAGUUUUUCAGUGACAUGUUUCAGUGAAAGUGAACCACCAUUCAGGUACAAGAUACUAGUUGCAUAAAACUUACUAGUAAUCUAAAUGGAGGAUUUGAUAUGUAGAACACAAUUCAUGACAUUAAUUAUUGUUUAUCAUGUUUCUAAUUAUAAUAACAUAAGUUGUGUUUGGGUUUUCGAAAAAAAUACAUGUUUCUAUUAUAAUUUGUAUAUACAUGUUUCUAUUAUAAUUUGUAUUCAAUUUAUUUUCUAAAUUUCUACCUCUCUUUACC